CUGCUGUUUUAUAUUACUGCUGAUUUUACUUACUGCAUGAAGGAACUUUAAGCAGAAUGGGUUCGCUGCGACGAGUUUACAGUAAUUGUGGAUCGGGUGCUGUUGACGAAGAAAGUUUUUUGAAAUUGUUCGAGGAUGUUUCUCCAGUUCAACUCUUUUCACAGCGAGAAGUCGUUGAUCACAUGAAAGGCAUUGCUGAAACGAUUUCUGACGUAAAUAAAGACUGGAAUAAACGAGUGGAAGCGUUGAGGAAAGUUCGAGCGAUUAUUAUAGCAGGUGGCACGAAUUUUAGCGAGUUCCACACCUAUAUAAAACAAAUGGAACAUUCUCUUCAAGACUCUUGUAAAGAUUUACGAUCGCAAGUUGUUAGGGAAGCUUGUAUAACCAUAGCUUAUUUAGCCAAGACUUUAACGAAUAAAUUUGAACGUACCGCAGAGUAUGUUCUUAGUACUGUAAUAAAUUUAAUACAAAAUUCGGCAAAGAUUAUGGCAACAUCUGGCUUAACUUGUGUAAAAUUUAUAAUCCAAUAUUGUCAAAGUCCCAGAUUGAUACCAAUUAUAACAUCAAAUUUGGCUACAUCAAAAAGUAAAGAAAUUAGACGAAGUUGUUGCGAAUUUUUGGAACAGAUGUUGAUGCAAUGGCCGACGCAUCCUUUAGAGAAGCACAUCGCCAUCUUGCAGGACGCUGUCAAAAAGGGAAUAGCAGACGCUGAUUCUGAUGCUAGAGUUAGCUCCAGGAAAGCGUUCCGUGGAUUUAAGGAGCACUUUCCAGACCAAGCGGAGGCACUGCUACAAUCGUUAGAACCGAGCUAUCGGCGAGCCCUUCAAGGGGAAUUAUGCUUAUCGUCGAGUUCUUCGAGUGGUAGCCUUGCUCAAACUGGUUCUGCGUAUAAAACAUCGUCAAGACAACAAUAUAGGCCACCAACAACUCAGAGUACAACCGGAAGUACAGAAAAUCUUUUCGGGGGUUUACAAAGAGCCCCAUCACUACCGAGGAGUUACAGACAACGUAGUGGAAUCCCAGUUUUGAGUAAUGUUGGAAAACGUGGCGUCAGAAGCAACUCUGCUAUUGACUUGCAGGCAGCGCAAAGAGCGAAGGCUCGAGCUCAAUACGCUGCGAUAGCAAGAAAUAAGGUUACAUCGGGGACGGCUAGUUUACAGGGAGACGGUAUGCAUCAAGCACGACCGAGGAAGAGUCCAGAAGUUACUUCGUUGUAUUCACCUGAAAGGAUAGGCAGAACUCGAAGCAGAUCAAGUUCUAGUGUAUCGCAUUCUCAACCAACAAGUCGUUCUGCUUCUCCAAGUGCGAAAGGUUACAUGUAUCGGUCAACCGAUGGUGAUUCGCCACGACCUCGUCGUCUCUCUUCAGGAAUUCCCCGUUCAACUACCGGUUCUAGAGAUACCUCAAGAGAAACCAGUCCAAGUCGUGGAUCAAGUAUAAGUCGAUAUAGAAGAACAAACGAUAGACCGCCUAUUAGUCCAGCUAAUCGUUCAGUUAUGGCUCAAAAAAUUUUACAGCAAAGUCGAGAGGCUGAAAAUGCUUUAGCGGACGCUUUGACUCUAGAUCAAAUGGAUGGAAAUGACCAUCACCGAUUAAACAGUCCGCGCAAAUUGCUUUCCUUAGAAAAUCAUUCGGAUGAUUCAGAAACGUCGAGUGUCUGUUCAGAACGAUCUUUUGACUCUUAUAGGCGUCCAAGAGAUUCGUACUCGUGGAGUGGUUCGCAGCAGCGUUUGGCCAGUAGAGAACCUUGCCGCGACAUAAAUGAAAUAAUAAGCUGUUGUGCUAGUACAACAUGGCAAGAACGCAAAGAAGGAUUAGUUUCACUCCGUUAUUAUUUAACAUCAGGAACAUUGCUAUCUCACGGCGAAUUACUACACAUAACGGAAAUUUUUACACGUAUGUUUAUGGAUUCUCAUACGAAAGGAAUAAGUGUAUUUCUCGAUACUCUCAAUGAAAUCAUUCGAAGACACAACACGGAUUUACACGACUGGCUGUACGUUUUAUUACAUCGUAUUUUUAACAAACUUGGUAGCGAUUUACUCACAUCCGCGCACACAAAGCUUUUGAAUACUCUCGACGAGAUCCGAAGUCAUUUUCCGAUCCCGUUACAAUUAACCAGCGUAUAUCGUUUUUUAGUAGACGCAACUCAAACACCGAAUGCUAAAACCAAAGUGGCUGUUUUAAAUUAUUUGUCGUCGUUGUGUCGGGUAAUGGAAACGAGUCAAUUUGUAACGAAACCGCCGGCAAACGCUGCGUUACAAAAAAUUUUGAUUUAUAGUCAAGAUAGUAAAUCGGUUCCCAUUAGAAACGCCGCGACGAUGUGUAUAAUAGCCAUGUGGAAUUGUAACACGUCGCAAGUUACAAUGUUACUGACGGAAUUACCGAAAGAGUUGCAAGAAAUUGCUUCGAAUAUUGUUCAUAAUCAUAUGACGAGAAGCACGAUAAAAAGCGAACCGGGAAGUCCUUUGGUUACACCGCCGAGAAAUGACGAAUUUAAUCAGGAAGAAAUUUAUAGGAGUUUAAGAAAAACCACCGCCGAAAUACAAAAUUAUACUUAUGAAACGUCAGGUUCGCAAUUGGAUAGGGAAAAAGAUACAACGUCUCAAGAUUCGGGAAUUUCUCAAAUGAGUAUUGGAAAUGAUGUGAAAGCUGAUGUGACAUUGGAAGAACAAGCUAGUCUUUCAUCUAGCAAUUCAACUAUUGUUAAUGGUUACAACAACAUAGAUGAAUCAAAUGGAGAAGUUCUUGUUCAAAGAGUAUUGGAACAUUGUGUAGUUGACAAACCAACUCCUAUAGCUGAUAAACGGGUGUAUUUAAGCAAGCUAGCAGAACUGAUUAAAAAUGGAGAAACGGAACAUGUUAUAUUAAACUUUAAGAAACUUUUAAGGCUGUUGAUCGAUAAUUUAGAAAGGAAAGAUCCCCAAACGCAAGUUAUUGUACUUCGAACUAUGACGGAAAUCUUUAAUAACCCCUCUAUGAAACCUUGUUGGUCAAAUUUCGUUGAAUUAUUAACGUUGCGCGUUCUUACGGCGCACUGUGAUGACCGACGAGAGGUAUCAAAAGAAGCUGAAGUAACAGCCGCUGCGAUGAGUGUUUUUCCAUUUAAUCUAGUCGUAGGUGUACUAACGCCAUUAAUCCAAACUUCCACUUACCCAAAGCUUCAAGGAGCCAUCAAAAUGUUAAUUAAACUAAUUGAGACGCAUGGAAAUGAAAUUACCGACGAACACUUACUUCAAAUAAUGCCAGGAUUAGUUAAGACAAAUGAUCAUGAAGAAAGUACAGUUCGUAAAAGCGCUGUAUUUUGUAUGGUAGCACUUCAUAAAGCUGUAGGUGAAGAAAGAUUGGCGCCCCAUAUUGCAAAAUUACCUGGAAGUAAAUUAAAACUGUUAAGGUUGUAUAUUGGUAGAACGCAGCCAUCGUCUAGCGUGCCUACCAGUCCGAAGAAUUCCGCAACAACCAGCUAGUCGAAGGUGAAAACUGUACGAAAUAAACGAGUGAACACCAUCAUAACCUCCAGUGACCUAGACAUAUUGUUGGACGAAAGAAAACGGAAGGAAUAGGAAACAACGCGUGUUUUUAUUUCUCUCUACUGCUAUCGUUCUACAUAUAUAUAAGUGCCUAUUUUCUUUUUUAUAAUUAACCUUUCCAUUUUGUUAACUAUUUGAUUUUUUUUGUAUCUUUUCUGUUUUUUUUGAUAUAUUAACUUAAGUCUAAAAAUGAAACUACUCAUUGUUAUUUAUUCCUUAUCUUUACAAAUUUUAAUGUUAAGUGAAAGUUUUGUCCCAAAAUUAUUAGUAUUGAUACUUACGCCUGUUUCAAGUUUUUUUCUACAUGUAAUACUUCAAUAUUAAUUGUGAUAUUGUAUAUCAGAGAUAAAAUACGAUCGGUUGAAUGAAUUGAAAAUAAAUAAUAAUGCAAAUUAAAAACGGAAAGUAACAGUGAA
Onthophagus taurus is the source of this 3943-nucleotide messenger RNA. The record is from RefSeq and is a predicted model, not a curated record. NCBI's taxonomy places the organism in Eukaryota, Metazoa, Arthropoda, Insecta, Coleoptera, Scarabaeidae.